GGAGCAGCCAAAAACCCCAACCAACCAAAGAGAGCUCGUGUCACGUUGGAGAGCCAAAAAGAAUGGGUUUGACUUCCAAGAUCACCACCACCAUCGUCUUCACACUCUCACUCCUCUUCACGCUCUCAUCUUCAGAUUCUGUACCCGUUAACCCGAAUCCGAAAGAGCUCCCAUCCUUCAAGGUCCAGCGACCCCAGUUGUUGUCGAGGGGAUGCUCGUAUACAGUGACGAUAAAGACGAGCUGCUCUUCACCGAGAUACACCAGGGAUUAUAUUAGUAUUGCUUUUGGGGAUGUUUAUCGCAACGAGGUAUACGCGGCGAGGCUCGACGAUCCAUCGAGCGGCACAUUCGAGCGAUGCUCGACUGACACAUUCAAGAUUCAGGGGCCAUGCGGGCACGGUGUAUGCUACAUCUACCUCCGCAGGCAGGGAAGGGACGGCUGGAUGCCGGAAUCUGUGACGAUCACCGAAGUCGGCUAUCACAGGACUAAAACAUUCUACUACGGCACGCCUCUCCCGAAUUCGGUCUGGUACGGGUUCAAUAACUGCCACAAAUUCGUCGCUGGCGAUGCCGGAAAUGUGGCUGAGGGUGCCGACGGUGGUCUUAUUUCUCGGAUGCAGAUGUAGAUGGAUAUUGCCGGAGCUUGGGGUUGUGUUGUUAUGUUUUGUUGUUGUGAACUUGUGAUCUGUGAGGUUGUAUCAUGAGUUUAUGUUAUUUUUCCUGUUAGAUUGAGUGUAAUCUAGCAUGUUAUAUUGUUAUUGUUGGAUGUGUAUUAUUAGACUCUAUUUUAAAAAAAUGUAAUUUAGACGAUGUCAUAUAAGUUUGUCGUUAACUAUUGAAGAGUUUGGAGGUGUUUCUGAUUA
Asparagus officinalis (garden asparagus) is the source of this 863-nucleotide messenger RNA. RefSeq names its product embryo-specific protein ATS3A-like. The record is from RefSeq and is a predicted model, not a curated record. The transcript has 3 exons. Gene Ontology annotation, molecular function: protein binding. NCBI's taxonomy places the organism in Eukaryota, Viridiplantae, Streptophyta, Magnoliopsida, Asparagales, Asparagaceae. Bases 63 to 626 code for a protein of 187 amino acids.